AUGGAGGGCCUUUCAUCUACCUCUUUGUUGUGGUUAUAUGCCUUUACCGUAUAUCACAUUUAUUUACUUAUUUUUAAUUUACCGCUGGUCACUGUUACGGUGACUGUUAGAAAAUAUUUCCCGCUGUGGGAUAUGUCUGACCAGAUGCGGCGGCUCAGGCAGAAGAGACGGCAAAGCGACCGGUAUUUCCAUGGCUCUUCUCAACGGGGAAAUGGCAUCCAUGAAAGGGAUCGCGGGGAAAAGAGCAACUUCACAGAACGUAGUCGAAGAAAUGGUGGUGACGAUAACGGAUUGGAGGGUUCCAGGAAACGGAAACGUGCGGAAACCAAACAAGACGAUGAUGGAGGUGAGGAAGACACACCCGAAAGGCUCGGCGUCAUCCCGGGUAUUACCCUCGAUGACAUGGGCGGGCUUGCAAGAGAAAUUCCAAUAAUUAAAGAACUAAUUGAAUUGCCCAUCCGCUCUCCCCAUUUAUUCAGCCGCUUAGGCGCCGAUCCGCCCUGCGGUGUGCUGCUCCAUGGACCACCGGGGUGCGGGAAAACGAAGCUUGUGCAUGCCAUUUCAGGGUCCCUGCAAGUCCCACUCUUUUUCGUGUCCGCUCCCGAAAUUGUCUCUGGCAUCAGCGGUGAUAGCGAGGCCAAACUGCGUAACCUUUUUCUAGAUGCCAUAAGCGCGGCUCCAAGCAUUGUAUUCAUUGAUGAGGUUGACACCAUUGCAGGUCGUCGCGAUCAAGCGCAGCGGGGUAUGGAAAGCCGCAUCGUCGGACAACUUCUGACAUGCAUGGAUCAGGUUGCCCAGGCGUGGCGGCAACAUAACAAAGUUGUUUGUGUAAUGGGGGCUACGAAUCGUCCAGAGGCACUUGAUACCGCCUUGCGCCGUGCGGGACGUUUCGAUCGUGAAAUCUCUCUUGGCAUCCCCACCAUCGACGAACGGCACAGUAUCUUAAAAAUAAUUUGUCAGAAGCUUCAUUUGGCAGAGGACGUGGACUUUUUCGAACUGGCGAACAUGACACCCGGUUACGUUGGUGCAGAUCUUCACCUGCUGGUCAAAGAGGCAUGCAUUCUUGCAAUCCGGCAGAAGCACAACGAACUGGAGGAAAAGAAUAAACUGGACGAUCCCAACGCCGAGGAACUCGUGUCUUUUGUCGUGACACGUGACAAUAUGAAGGAGGCCGUCAAGCGCGUGCAGCCAAGCGCAAUGAGGGAGGGCUUCACGACGAUCCCCAACGUAACAUGGGAUGAUAUUGGUGCUCUUGAGGAUGUUCGCGAAGAGCUUAUCACCAGCAUUCUCCAGCCAAUUCGGUCGCCAAAGCUUCACCGACGGUUUGGGUUGGAUCAUCCAGUUGGUGUGCUGCUCUACGGCCCGCCAGGUUGUGGCAAAACACUGGUGGCAAAGGCUAUAGCCAACCAGUCAGGCGCCAAUUUUAUAUCCAUUAAAGGACCUGAGUUGCUGAAUAAAUUUGUUGGUGAGAGUGAGCGGAGUGUGCGCAUGGUUUUUGCUCGUGGUCGUGCAAGUGCUCCUUGUGUUCUCUUCUUUGAUGAGCUGGAUGCCCUCGCUCCACGGCGCGGCUCCGAUCGGGCAAACCCAAGCAGUGAGCGCGUUGUAAACCAGUUGCUGACAGAAAUGGAUGGUGUGGAGGGACGUGAAAGUGUGUAUGUCAUUGGGGCUACUAACCGUCCAGAUAUGAUUGAUCCGGCUAUGCUUCGUCCUGGGCGCCUGGACAAAAUGCUGUAUGUUCCACUUCCCUCCGUGGAGCAGCGUGCCUCUAUUCUAGAAACACAUGCACGCCGUUAUCCAAUUGACGCGUCGGUGGAUCUCCCGAGUAUUGCCCGCGAUGAGCGCCUCCAGGGGUUUAGUGGUGCCGACUUGGCCGCACUUAUGCGGGAGGCCUCCUUGCAUGCGCUAAAGAAUAUCUACCGUGGCGCCACCGAGGAGAUGCUGGAGCAAAUGGAACGAGACGCCAGUGGUGAGGCAGUGGCGAAUGCGCAGCUGCCCUCCGUUACCAUGGAGGACUUCGAAGUCAGCAUGUCUAAAGUCAAGCCAUCUGUUUCAGCAAAGGACAGAAUGGAUUAUGAAAUACUGCACAAGCAGCUGGCCCGAGAUGCGAAGGGCCCUUGCUGA
Trypanosoma brucei brucei TREU927 is the source of this 2121-nucleotide messenger RNA. Its product is annotated as vesicular transport protein. Lineage: Eukaryota; Euglenozoa; Kinetoplastea; Trypanosomatida; Trypanosomatidae. Gene Ontology annotation, biological process: ribosome biogenesis. Gene Ontology annotation, molecular function: RNA binding; ATP binding; ATP hydrolysis activity. The record is from RefSeq and is a predicted model, not a curated record. The transcript has a single exon. Bases 1 to 2121 code for a protein of 706 amino acids. Gene Ontology annotation, cellular component: nucleus.